GAAUCGUGAACCAGAAGCAGAUCCAAUGCUCUUCGCGAAACCACUUCCUUCAGGUCACCCGGAAGAUACCGCCGUGCGUCUUUUCUUCGGUCUGUCAUCGCCGCCACUUCCACCACCACCAUCAUCAUUCUGAGGUUGCAGGUCUUUGUACAAAAGAAUGAGGCUGUGCUUACUGUUUGCGGUCACCCUGCUUUCCUUUGCCCCGGGGGCGGUUCAAGGUGCCGACAAGAAAAAAUUGCAGAUUGGGAUUAAGAAGAGAGUGGACAACUGUCCUAUAAAGUCCCGCAAGGGAGACGUACUGAACAUGCACUACACUGGAAAACUUGAGGAUGGGACAGAAUUUGAUAGCAGCUUACCCAGAAAUCAACCGUUCACUUUCACUCUGGGGACUGGUCAGGUCAUCAAGGGCUGGGACCAAGGCCUUUUGGGAAUGUGCGAAGGGGAGAAGCGGAAGUUGGUCAUUCCUUCUGAGCUGGGCUAUGGAGACAGGGGAGCACCACCAAAAAUUCCAGGGGGCGCUACACUCAUUUUCGAAGUGGAAUUAUUAAGCAUCGAAAGAAGAUCUGAAUUGUAAGGAGCCUGUUUACCAUCUGAAGAUGCCAUACGCUCAGCACUUAUCCCCAAAACAUCCUCACUCAUCUGGACCAGGGUUCUGUCGCUGCUGGUGAAAGGGCAGUACUUUACCCUGUGGAGAGGUUCAUGGUCUCGAUUUUAAAUUCGCGAUCACAUAAACAUGAACAGAACUUGAAGGUUUUUGAUUGGUUUCUGAAGACUUCUGAUUUAAAAGGCACGUGGUUCCCAGAACGUCUGCAGGAUUCUGGUUCUGUAGAAGGAAGGGUUGUCAUGGAACUCUAAAAUUCAAACGAUUAAUUUAAAACUUGUAUAGAUAUUCACUGUACUCAUUUGCCGAAGGAUUUACCAAUGAAUUUUUCCUAUCAAAA
Messenger RNA from Brienomyrus brachyistius, 941 nucleotides. It is a transcript of the gene fkbp2, whose product is annotated as FKBP prolyl isomerase 2. The transcript is spliced from 6 exons. NCBI's taxonomy places the organism in Eukaryota, Metazoa, Chordata, Actinopteri, Osteoglossiformes, Mormyridae. Gene Ontology annotation, molecular function: peptidyl-prolyl cis-trans isomerase activity. Gene Ontology annotation, biological process: protein peptidyl-prolyl isomerization. The record is from RefSeq and is a predicted model, not a curated record. The coding region runs from base 158 to 574 and encodes 138 amino acids.